Molecule: messenger RNA, 3297 nt
Organism: Colletotrichum gloeosporioides
Lineage: Eukaryota; Fungi; Ascomycota; Sordariomycetes; Glomerellales; Glomerellaceae
Product: Protein argonaute 12
Exons: 2
Coding region: 1-3297 (1098 amino acids)
Molecular function (GO): protein binding; nucleic acid binding
Source: RefSeq, a predicted model, not a curated record
AUGGCGGAUUCAGGACGUGGGGGCCGCGGCCAGGGCCGAGGAGGUCGCGGCGGUGGUGAUCGCGGUGGUCGCGGUGGUGGUCGUGGAGAUCGUGGCGGUGGUGAUCGCGGUGGACGUGGUGGUAGCUUCCGUGGAGAUCGCGGUGGUGGUGGAGGUGGCUUCCGUGGAGAUCGCGGCGGCGGCGGCGGCGGCUUUAGAGGAGACCGCGGCGGCCGUGGCGGCAGUUUCGGCGGCGGAGGUAGAGGUGGUGAUCGUGGUGGACGUGGUGGUGGUAGAGGAGGUCGUGGCGGUUUCGCUCCUCGUCGUGAUGCGUUCGAAGGCGAAGCUUGCACCUUCUACGGACAAGGCUCCACCAUCCGCCAGCCUGAUGCCGAUAUCACCAAGCUCGAGGACAAGAUUAUCCAGAGUCACCAGUCCAAGGACCAGGCCCUCGUCAAGAAGAUGAGUAGCAUGAAGCUCGCCGAUUCCAGCUCGGCCUCCCUGAUGCCCCGCCGCCCUGCCUACGGUACCAAGGGCAAGCAGAUCAUCGUCUGGGCAAACUACUUCCGCCUGAGCGUCAACCCCAUGGUGCUGUACCGGUACAACCUCGAAGUCCGCAAGGGUGAGAAAGAGGACGCUCCGCCCGAAGAACCGCAGGUCAAGGGCAAGGGCAAGGGCAAGCCUCCGGCUGGCUCUGGCGAUGGCGCUCCUGCUGCCAUUCCUGCUCGGAAGCUCAAAGUCAUCCUGCAGUACGCUCUUGCAGAGCUCAGGAAGCUUGAGCCCGACGCCGUUUUCGCAACCGAGUUCAAGUCCCAGCUCGUCUGCCUCAACAAGUUGAGGCUCGUUAAGAACCCCAUCAUCGUCAAGUUCAAGAACGAGAACUCCAGCCGUGAGGAGUUGUACAACGUCAAGGUCGUCGGCGAGACAGAGGCUCCGUUGGCUGCCAUGGUCCAGUACCUCCAGACCAUGGUCGAUACGAGCGACCCAGACGAAGUGCACUUCCCCCGGUUCGCGACCUCCAUGGAUGCCCUUGGUGUCAUUCUCGGCUACACCCCACGGCUGAACGACCAGGUCACUGCUAUUGGCAAGGGCCGGUUCUUCCCGUGGGGUCCCGGUUCCGCCACGGCACAGCUCGGCUCCCAGGAUCCUCUCACAGCCAUCAGAGGUUUCUUCCAGAGUGUUCGUCUCGGCACCGGCCGCACCCUCUUGAACGUCAAUGUCACCCACGGUGUGUUCAAAACCGAUGUCCGGAUCAGCGACCUUUGCAAGUGGUUUGGCGUUGACGUCUUCGGUACCGGUAAUGUCCGCGCCCACAACGAAGCCAGAGGAACUCUGCGCACCUUGUCCAAGUUCCUCGCCAGGACUCGCGUGACCAUCGAAUUCCGCACCGGUGACGGCAAAAACGUCAUCGCCAAGAAGGCGAUCCAGGGUCUCGCGUGCAAGCACGACCUCUCCAGGCCUCCUAUCGACAGCACCGUCUUCUUCACCAAAGACUUUGCCUACGGUGGCCCCUCGGAGGUCAAGUUCCAGCUGGAGCCUGAGGAGGGCCAGACUACGGUCAUGGGCAAUAAGCCGCCUGGUGCCUAUUCAGUUGGGCAGUAUUGGCAGUGGAAGUACAAACAGGCUCCCGACAACACCUUGCCGCUGGUCAACCUCGGCACGGCCGCCAAGCCCAUGUUCUUCCCUGCCGAACGGUGCACCAUCGUUGCGGGCCAGGCUGUUCGUUCCAAGCUUACCGGUGACGAGACUACCAUGAUGCUCGACUUUGCUUGCCGCUCUCCUUUUGCCAACGCCAUCUCCCUCGAGCGUGAUAGCGCAGCGGCCUUGGGCUUUGACGAGCCGAUCCUGCAGCAGUUUGGUCUGUCGGUUGACAAGAGGCUCUUGUCUGUCAUCGGUCGUGAACUGAUGCCUCCAAUCGUCACCUACGGCAAUGCCAAGACUCUCCAGGCUCGCAGUGGUUCUUGGAACAUGAGUGGCGUCAAGUUUGCCAAGGCAGGCCCCCGGAUCACUAACUGGAACUGGGUCCGCAUCGUUGACACUGGAAACCCCAGGAUCUCUACCGACGAGGUCGCAGAAUCCGUUCGGCAAUUUGUGGCAUUCCUGAACACCAGUGGGGUCGCCAUUGACACUCAGGCUCCAAAUACCGCUCAUCAGAUCAAUGUAGGUCGCGGCAAUGCCACUGAGGACAUCAGGAGAGCCUUCGCGGCUAUCGACGCGCACACUAAGAAGGAUAAGGGUAGCACCAAGAACUUCUUCCUGCUUGUGAUCCUGCCAAGGCAGGAUACCGCCCUCUAUGGCGCCGUCAAGUCUCUCGCCGACACCCAGUUCGGUUUCCACACCGUGUGCUCCGUAGAGAAGACGUUCCUCAAGAACAACCCCCAGACUUUCGCCAACAUUGGUCUCAAGUGGAACCUGAAGAACGGCGGCAACAAUCACCUGGUCAAAGACACAAGCGACAUCAUCACUUCGGGCAAGACCAUGAUUGUUGGGUACGACGUCACUCACCCGACCAACAUGCCUAACGACAAGAAUGCCGCGCCCAGUCUUGUCGGCAUGGUUGCGAGCGUUGACAGGGACCUCGGACAGUGGCCGGCCGUUGCGUGGGAGCAGGGUGCUCGCCAGGAGAUGCUUGGCGAGGAGCUUGUCGAGCAUUUCAAGUCUCGCUUGGUCUUGUGGCGCUCGCGCAACCAGGGCAAGCUUCCCGAAUUCAUCGUCAUCUACCGCGACGGUGUCUCUGAGGGCCAAUUCACCCAAGUUCUCACUAUCGAGCUGCCCAUGAUUCGCAAGGCGUGUGCCCAGCUUUACCCGUCCGGACAGCGCCCUAAGCUAUCCAUCAUCGUGUCCGUCAAGCGCCACCAGACGCGUUUCUAUCCUUCUUCUGACCAGAACAUGGACCAGAAGUCGCGCAACAUCAAGAGCGGCACGAUUGUCGACCGCGGCGUCACUCAAGCUCGUUACUGGGACUUCUUUCUGACGGCUCACACGGCUCUCAAGGGCACUGCUCGCCCUGCUCACUACACUGUGCUCAUGGACGAGAUCUUCAGGGAGAAGUACGGUGUCGGCACCGCGGCCGCAGACCAGCUGGAGAAGCUCACGCACAACCUGUGCUAUCUCUUCGGCCGUGCCACCAAGGCGGUCAGCAUUUGCCCGCCGGCCUACUACGCAGACAUUGUCUGCGACCGAGCCCGUGUCCACCGUCCGGAUCUCUUUGAUGUUUCGGACGUGGCAUCCACAGCCACGGGCGUGUCCCACGGCACCACGCCUUCGAACGUGAUCCAGGUUCACCCCAACUUGCGGGACACUAUGUAUUACAUUUGA